GGUUUAGCGUCAACCCGCAUCCCAAACAGAACCUCUUUUCUCACUGCUAGGUUUUGUUCUCGUCUAGCGAACAGAACACCUACUGUGCUGCUCCUUUGUUCUACUCUUUCCAUCCCCGCAGUUGCAGAGACACAUUCACUUAGAGAGAGAGAGAGAGAGAGAGAGAGAGAGAAUGCUGGACAUCAAUCUCUUCAGGGUAGAGAAAGGCGGCAAUCCCGACGUCAUCCGUGAAUCUCAACGGCGUCGUUUCGCCAACGUCGACCUCGUCGACGAGGUCAUCAAGCUCGAUAAAGAAUGGCGUCAACUUCAAUUCGAGGUCGAGAAUCUUCGCAAGGAGUUCAACAAGAUCAACAAGCAAAUCGCUCAACUUCGAAUUGCGGGUAAAGACACCACCAAUAUGAUUAAGAAUACAGAGGAAAAUAAGAAGUCGGCAGCAGAGAGAGAUGCCGAAGUUCGGGAAGUUUUAAAACAAUUGAAUUCAAAAUUGGAAACAAUUGGAAAUCUCGUUCAUGAUUCAGUUCCAGUCAGCAACGAUGAGGCAAACAAUGAGGUGAUCAGAUCAUGGGGUGAGAAACGGUUGGAACCAAAAUUAAAGAAUCAUGUCGAGCUUGUUGAGCUCCUUGGGAUUGCAGAUUUGAAGAAAGGUGCUGAUGUAGCUGGAGGUAGAGGUUUCUACUUGAAAGGAGACGGAGUGCGUCUUAAUCAAGCUCUGAUUAACUUUGGUCUUGACUUUUUGGAGAAAAGAGGAUAUACAGCAUUGCAGACUCCAUUUUUUAUGAGAAAAGAUAUCAUGGCAAAGUGUGCUCAAUUAGCACAAUUUGAUGAAGAACUUUACAAGGUAACGGGUGAGGGAGAUGACAAAUAUCUGAUUGCUACAGCUGAACAGCCACUUUGUGCGUAUCAUUUGGAUGAUUGGAUCCAUCCUUCUGAACUACCCUUAAGAUAUGCUGGAUAUUCAUCCUGCUUUCGUAAAGAAGCUGGUUCACAUGGUCGAGAUACUCUGGGAAUAUUCAGAGUUCAUCAGUUUGAGAAGGUGGAGCAGUUUUGCCUUACUGGCCCAGAUAACAAUGAAUCCUGGACAAUGCAUGAGGAAAUGAUCAAAAACUCCGAGGAUUUCUACAAGAUGCUGAACAUCCCCUAUCAAGUUGUUGCUAUUGUUUCUGGUGCCCUGAAUGAUGCUGCUUCAAAGAAGUAUGAUUUGGAAGGAUGGUUUCCUGCCUCUCAGACGUACAGGGAGCUGGUGUCCUGCUCAAACUGUACAGACUAUCAGUCCAGAAGAUUGGAGAUUCGAUUUGGGCAGAAAAAGAGCAAUGAGCAAGCAAAGAAAUAUGUUCACUUAUUGAACUCAACACUCACAGCAACCGAGAGAACAAUAUGCUCUAUACUUGAGAACUACCAGAGAGCGGAUGGUGUUGAGAUACCAGAAGCCUUGCGACAAUUUAUGGGUGGAAAGACCUUUCUACCUUUCAAGAACAAAACGGCUGAUGAAGCCAAAGGGAUGCGCAAACCCAUUCACGAAUAUGGUCAAGCUGGCACACAAUUCACUUCAAUCAUGAAACUGUUUCAAAAGAGGAAAAUGGUGUGGAACCUUGGGUAUAAAAUAUUAAGCAAAUUUUUGUAACGAGGAAGUCGUUCUUCAAGCCAUCUUUUUCUAAAGCGUUAUGCUUUGACUUGUUGCUAGCUAGCUAGUAACCAAUCGAUGAUAUUACUGUCGAAAGCAAGACUUUUUGAACUAGAGUCCACAACGUUCUAGUGUUUGGCUUUGCCCUCCAAAGGAUCAUAUUUAUCCAAA
This is a messenger RNA of Juglans microcarpa x Juglans regia, 1792 nucleotides long. Its product is annotated as serine--tRNA ligase-like. The record is from RefSeq and is a predicted model, not a curated record. Gene Ontology annotation, cellular component: cytosol. Gene Ontology annotation, biological process: seryl-tRNA aminoacylation. Lineage: Eukaryota; Viridiplantae; Streptophyta; Magnoliopsida; Fagales; Juglandaceae. The coding region runs from base 173 to 1621 and encodes 482 amino acids. Gene Ontology annotation, molecular function: tRNA binding; ATP binding; serine-tRNA ligase activity. The transcript is spliced from 10 exons.